AUGUCGACAAACUCGUCGGAAAGAACCAUCACCACCUCUAACCCCAAUUCGACCACCGCGUCAAACUCCUUGGCCUCGGCACAUCAUUUUGUGUCUAUCAAACUCACGUCUCGCUAUUUUUUGUUCUGGCGCACUCAAUUAGUCCCGUUUCUCAAGGGACAGGAAUUAUUGGGAUUCGUCACCGGAGAAACGCCGUGUCCGGCUCCGACCAUGGCCAGUCCGACGACCGCCGAUUCAUCCUCCGGUGUGGCGAUCUCGACGCACAUUCCGAAUCCAGAGUACAAAACAUGGGUGCACCAAGAUGCCUCAAUUCUCUCGCUGCUGGUGUCCUCAAUGACCGACGAAGUGUUACACCUUGCUGUCGGUCGAGAUACCUCCAAACAGGUUUGGGAUUCCAUAACCACCGUUCUCGGCUCCAGUUCACGUGCCAGGUGCUUGAACCUUCUCGGACAGUUUCAGUCCUUGCGGCAAGGGAAUAUGACGGCGGCGGAUUACAUUGGCCAGGCGCAAUUAAUCGUAGAAGCCCUCUCGUUAGCCGGCCGGCCAUUAUCCCUAGAUGAGCAGAACCUCAGGGUGUUCCGAGGUCUCCGCCCCGAAUUCCGGAGUAUGGCAUCAUCGCUUACGGUCUCCGGCAAUCCAGUGACGUUGCCCCAACUUGCCGAUUUCUUGAUGGCUCAAGAAUUCAUUGCAGCAGAUGAUAUCACACCGGGAGCACCUGCAGCGUUGUAUGUUGCGCAGGGCAGUCAGCAGUCCGGCUCUGGUGGCAGACGCGGCAAUUCAAGCCGCGGCAAUCGGGGCAAUCGUGGCGGUCAAUGGCGUGGUGGCGGACGCAAUGGCGGACGUGGUGGUGGGCAGAUUAGGUGCCAAAUCUGCCGGGCUCAUGGGCAUGGUGCACUGACAUGUAACAAGCGUUACAGUUCCCAACCGGCACCUCAGGCGAAUUUAACGGCCACCGGCGACGAUGUGGUCUCGGCUGCCGGCUCGUGGUUUCUGGAUACCGGAGCAUUGGCCCACGCGACACCGGAUGCCUCUAUGCUUUCCCAUGCAUCAGAAUACAAUGGUGGAGAUGUCCUGCGCGUCGGUAAUGGCACAGGUUUGCUUAUUUCGCAUGUUGGAUCCGCAUCUAUACCUUCCGUGUCUAAACAGUUAAAUAUGUCAAAUGUAUUGCACGUUCCAAAUUUGUCAGUUCCGUUGUUGUCAGUUCAAAGAUUUACUAAUGAGAAUGAUGUUUUCUUUGAAUUUCAUAAACAUUGUUUUGUUGUGAAGGAUUCGAAAACGCAGGAAAUUCUGCUUAAAGGCCUCACCUCGGGAGGACUAUACAAGCUUCCGUUAUCCCAGUUUCAUUUCGCAUUCCUUAGUGCCCAGACCACUCCAGUGAUGUGGCAUCGUCGAUUGGGCCAUCCUCACAGUCAAGUCCUCAAUAAAGUGCUACAAGUGUGUCCUGUCCUUCGCAAUAAAACCGAGUCUUUUGGAUCAUGCGCUGCUUGUCAUAUGGGAAAAGCGUCACGGUUUCCGUUAGAUAGAGUAGCCAAUUCUAGUAAAAAUGAUAAACAGUCACUGGCAUCAUCACCAGCUCCGUGGGCAGCUGGGCCCAUAAUAACACCAACGGCACCGGAAUUAGCCAUAGCAGUUGCCCCGCCCUCAUCCGGGCCCUUACCUCCCACUCCGGGUUCAGCGCCUUUGGCAAUAGAAGGCCCAUCCAGGACUGCCCCGGCUAAGACGCGUAAAACUAAACGCCAAGCAGCUCCAGUUCAGGAGCAUGUGAUGCGACUGCGACACAUGACUCGGGGCACAAACGAGCAGUUUCAUGCUUUAACCACGACAAUUGACCCGACAUGUUAUUCACAAGCCGUAGGACAUCCCGAGUGGCGGGAUGCUAUGGAUCAGGAAUUUAAUGCAUUCCUGCACAACGGCACCUGGAGGCUUGUACCUCCUAAAGCUAACAUGAAUAUCAUAGGGUGCAAGUGGGUGUUCCGCACCAAACGCACUGCAGAUGGCUCUAUAGAGCGCUACAAGGCUCGCCUGGUGGCCAAGGGCUUUAACCAGGUAGCCGGUGAAGAUUUUUUCGACACCUUCAGUCCAGUGGUCAAACCUACCACGGUGCGACUCCUUCUAUCACUAGCGGUGUCCAGCAGUUGGACUCUCAGGCAAUUAGAUGUACACAAUGCCUUCCUCAAUGGUCAUCUAGCCGAGACUAUGUACAUGAAACCACCACCUGGGUACGAGGAUUCCUCACACCCUGACUAUGUCUGUCACCUUCAACGCUCACUUUACGGUCUCAAACAGGCUCCACGUGCCUGGUUCAAGAGGCUGCAUGAUUUUCUGAUUUCUACAGGUUUUCAGCCGUCAAAGACCGAUGUAUCACUCUUUCACUACACGGACGGGCAGUCUCGAGUCUUCUUGCUCGUCUAUGUAGACGACAUAAUUAUGAUGGAAAACGAUACACCUCUAUUAGAUGUGUUGCUACGUCGCCUCUCCACCGCGUUCAAAAUCAGGGAUCUCGGCACUCCGGGCUUCUUCCUUAGCAUUGAAACACUGGCUCUUAACGGUGGCUAUCUGCUCUCACAGAAACGGUACAUGGUAGAUAUCCUAAAUCGGGCUGGUAUGUCAGACUGCAAGCCACUCACAACUCCAGCAGCAGUGUCUACCAGUGCCACUUCCGCAUCACAACCCUAUGACAAUCCGACGCAGUACCGCCGCAUCGUAGGGGCCCUUCAGUAUCUCACUAUCACUCGUCCCGAUCUGUCGUUUGCCGUCAAUCGACUAUGGCAGUUUAUGCAUUCACCCACUGACGAGCACUUGGGCCUGGUCAAGUGUGUACUCCGCUAUGUUAAGGGGACCUUGCAUUUUGGGCUAUGUCUAUCACCAUCUACUUCUUCAGCAAUUCAUGCCUACUCCGACUCCGACUGGGCUGGCUGCCCCCUAGAUAGGAAGAGCACCAGCGGCUAUGCAGUCUUUUUAGGCAACAAUCUCAUUUCCUGGCUCUCACGGAAGCAACGCACAGUAGCUCGCUCGUCAACUGAGGCAGAAUAUAAAGCCUUAGCCGAUGUCUCGGCUGAGGUCACAUGGAUUGUUUCUCUUCUUCGGGAACUUGGGUUACAUUCGGGCCAGCCUCCGACUCUGUGGUGUGACAACCUCGGUGCCACUUAUCUCUGCGCUAAUCCUGUGUUCCACGCCAGGACCAAGCACGUUGAGAUCAAUUUUCACUUUGUUCGGGACAAGGUCGCCUCAGGGGAGUUUGCUGUUAACUUCGUGUCCACCAAGGAUCAGCUAGCUGACAUCUUCACCAAACCCCUUCCGGGCCCGCGAUUUUCAGCUCUACGUACCAAGCUCAAUGUAGUUGCGCACCCACCUUGA
Messenger RNA from Ipomoea nil (Japanese morning glory), 3357 nucleotides. RefSeq lists its product as uncharacterized. The record is from RefSeq and is a predicted model, not a curated record. Bases 1 to 3357 code for a protein of 1118 amino acids. NCBI's taxonomy places the organism in Eukaryota, Viridiplantae, Streptophyta, Magnoliopsida, Solanales, Convolvulaceae. The transcript has 2 exons.